AUGGCGCGACGAAACCGCAGAGAAUAUGAGCUGACAGUACGCCAAGAACCCAAGCAGGCGCGAAUGUGCGGUGUAGGCGGUAAAGCCGAUCGCCGGCCAAUAGACCCACCACCCAUCGUGCAACUGCGUGUGAUCGACCCGUCGCACCGGCGGCCUCUUACAGCCGAUUCGCGUGCGAGUUCUCCUGACGGGACCCCUACAUCUUCCGCUUCACAGAGCUUCUUGCAAAAUCCGUAUUAUUUCAUGUUCGCGAGCCUGGCGAAACCCGAUGAGGACGUUGAGCUGCACUGGCUGAAGGAUGGGAAGACGCGCUGUACAACAGGCUCCGUGGUUUCAUCACUGUACCACUUGAAAGACGCCGAGGCAGGCGGGUCAGAUGCGGGGUUCUUUGUCUUCCCCGAUCUGAGCGUGCGCACGGAGGGCAGCUAUCGACUGAAGCUGAGCUUAUACGAGGUCGUUGGUACGAUCGAAGCAUUAGCUGCGUUCCACGGAAACACAGGACGGCGCUCGUGGCCUGCGUCGCUGCGAGGCAAUUACAGUCCGCUAGUUUGGCGGUCUGCUCACGUCCGGUGGUUCCCGGUCGAUGGACGUCGUGGGCCCGGCAGUUUGGCGCGGGCGAUCACCCCGCGAGCGUUCGGACACGCGAUGCGGCCUUCGGGCGUGCAUGGUGAUGGUAUCGGUGCAAUGGGCCCCCGGCGGAUAGAUUCGAGUGUAUACCACUGCAAGUCGAUAUUCUCGGCGCCGUUUUAUGUGUACACGGCGAAGAAAUUCCCGGGAAUGGAAGAAUCCACUCCGCUGUCGUGCUCCCUUGCUGACCAAGGCAUCAAAAUUCGCAUUAGGAAAGACAUUCGGGUCCGCAAGAGACCAAUGCAGGGUCUCAGCGAGACCCCCAUACCUAUUCCUUUGGUGGGGCAGCCCCCACCCUCUGGAGCCUUUGGCCCUGUCCCUGUCCGUCUUGACGACCCAGACCCCGAGGACGACAGGGAGCGGGACCGAGAUGACAGACGGGGACCCGACAGUGAUGCUCGCAGGGACAAGGACAGCGAUCAAGAGUAUGAUCGAGGGCGCGGCGCCGACAGCGAUAGAGAAAGCCCGCGCGAGGAGCCCCGGAGAUUGGCCGUACGAAGGGAAACUGCGGGAGAACACAUGACCGGUGGUAGUGCAGCCCCAGGGAGGAGGCACAGUGCGAGUGACCGUGGUCUCAAGCGUGCGCGAGGCGAUGACGGGGGCAUCUUGGUCAACACGACCGCAGCUGCGCCAGAGCGGCUCUCCAACGGUCCUGCUGCGAGCCCCGUCAGUGCGGGCCCGUCAAGUGCGAGCGUGAGUGGAGCUCCCGGUUGGGGUGCGAUCGAUCCUGCGCUGAAUCCGCCGCCGCCGCCGUCGACUGUGCAGGCACCACCGCCAGCGACAUCUGCUGCGGACCAUCACUACCCACCAGCUCCUACCUCGGGUCCCUCGUCCUCAUACGAGCAUCGGUACGCUGCGGCUCCUCCACAUUCAGUAGCGCCUGCGCCUGCCCCUGUGCCCGUGCCCGCUUCUGCGCCUGCAGGUGUACCGCCGUACCAUUACGAGCCGCAUGGCCACCAUGCACCGCCUCCUGGACACCACUACCCCGCCGCGCCACCGCCGCAUCAUUACAGCCACAGCGCCCCUCCUCCGCUGCACCAACACCCUCCGCCGUCGGCAUACGCAUACCCUCCCACGCCUGCGCCAGCGCAAUCCGGCUGGUACGAGUCGUAUCCGCAUCACUACCCUCACCACCCGCCGCCGCACCAUGCACCGCCUCAUCCUCCCCCGAGGUACGGAGAGUAUCCCGCGUAUGCCCCGCCUGCCCCACAAGGAUACUACUAUGAGCAUCCACCCCAGCACCACCAACCGCAACACCAGCAACACCACGCACCUCCACCCCCGCCGCCCGGGCACCAUGUCCAUCACUCUUAUCACCCGGGAUAUCCGCCUCAGCCAGGACCUCCGUCACCGCCCAGCGCGCCUGCACCUAUGCAGUACGACUAUGCUCCACCUUCGACGGCAGGUAGCACUGGCGACAACCGAUCCCAAGGCGCGAGCGCGCAUGUGUCCAGCUCAGGCUCGCGAGCAUACCCUGGCACGCCCUAUGCAUCAGCCCCUCCUGCUCCUGCUCCCGGCCCGGCAACACACUCCGCCUCGCAGCAACACUAUGCGCCGCCACCACCCCAGCAGGGCUACACCUCGCAGUACGCGCACGCGCCGAGCCAGCCACAGAGCCAAGCGCCCGCGCCGAGCCAGGGCCGCGGGCACUAUCAACUGAGCACACCACCACAUCCGACGCAAGGCUACAGCUCAUACCCUCCUGCGCCUGGCACGAGCGGUGGGAGCGCGAGCAUGAGCAGCCCGGUCAGCGCUGGUGGUGCGGGCCCGCCGAGCGCUGGCCCAAGCUCUGCGGGCGGCGCGGGGUCGGCAGAGCCUGCUUGGGGAUAUUCUCAGGGCGCGAACGCGAACACAUGGGGAGUGGGCGGUUCGGGCGUGAUGAUGCAGAAUGAUCCGUACGCACCGUACACUGGAGGGGGCAAUGCCGGCUCGAGUGGACGAGAUAUGCAGCGUGUCCAGCUGGCACCAUUGCGCGUCGGGCAAACCACUACGCCUCCGGGUUCAGGGGAGCGCAGUGGCCAUGGGAAGAAGAAUCCGCUGAGCAUUGGUAACAUCAUCUCCGAUGAUACUGGCGAGUGCUGGUACGUGCUGCGGCAGACACGCAAGCGGUUUCAUUUUCGCUAG
Messenger RNA from Postia placenta MAD-698-R-SB12, 2751 nucleotides. RefSeq lists its product as hypothetical. The record is from RefSeq and is a predicted model, not a curated record. Bases 1 to 2751 code for a protein of 916 amino acids. NCBI's taxonomy places the organism in Eukaryota, Fungi, Basidiomycota, Agaricomycetes, Polyporales, Adustoporiaceae. The transcript has 10 exons.